This is a messenger RNA of Armigeres subalbatus, 903 nucleotides long. RefSeq lists its product as uncharacterized. The transcript is spliced from 4 exons. Bases 1 to 903 code for a protein of 300 amino acids. Lineage: Eukaryota; Metazoa; Arthropoda; Insecta; Diptera; Culicidae. The record is from RefSeq and is a predicted model, not a curated record.
AUGACUAAGAAGAAGGAAAAAACCCCUCAAGUGGUAGCGGCACAAGGCCAACAGACACCCAACGUUAAGAAGAAUAAGAAGCAAACCAACUUGCAGGAAAUGAUGGCGCAGGCUGAGCAGACAAACGUUCUCGUCCAUCGUCGCGGUUUGGCAAAAGAACAACUUCAGUUAGAUGAGGCUGAGGUGCGACACUACAUAAAAAAGGUAGAAGCAGCGCACAACGACCUUCAUGAAAAAAUCCUUGCGUUAGUCCAUGUCGACGACAGGGAAGAGCACGAUCAGCAUUAUGUUCAGUUCGAUGAACUACAAGAUGAGAUCUCCAUUAAGCUGGAAGAGCAGUUGGCCAAGUGCUCUGCUACUGCAUUCGCGUCUAGAGCUACCUUUGCCCCAUCUCAACCUCAUGCUCCCAUAUUGGUUCACCAGCCUCUGAAAAUUCCAAUUCCUACCUUUGAUGGCCGCUACGAAAGCUGGCCAAAGUUUAAAAAUACUCCUGAUCCUCCUGCUGUCAAGCUGUACCACCUGGAUAAGGCUUUGACAGGCAGUGCUGCUGGUAUAAUUGACGCAAAGACCAUCAGUGAAGGAAAUUACAAUCAUGCUUGGGAGAUACUUGAGGAAAGGUAUGAGAACAAACGUCAUGCCAUCGAUAAACACAUCCAUGGCUUAUUGAAUCUCAAAAGGAUGUCCCGGGGAACCUACGAUGAGCUGAGAAAGUUGCUGGACGAAUGCUCGAAACACGUCGAGAGUUUGAAGUUUUUACAACAAGAAUUUCUAGGAGUAUCGGAGCUCAUUUUGGUCCAUGUGUUGGCAUCCGCCUUGGAUAAGGAUAUCCGACGUCGUUGGGAACACACGGUCAAACACGGUGACCUACCCGGUUUGAAUAGCGUAAUCAACAGAACAACAUGA